UCGGGUCGGAGCCAGGACGAGUGUUUGGGGGGUGCGUGCGUGCGUGGGUCUUCGAUUGCUUCCGAUUCUUCUUCUUCGCCCACUCCCCAGGGCCUUGGCGGGGCUCCGGUUGAGUCUGAUCCGGGAUCUGUAUGGAGCCCAAACAUUAAGGGGACCGGGGGAGAGCCUGCAGCCUCCCUCCCGUCCCCCCCCGGGCACGCGGAGGAGAGCGAGAGCAGCCAGCUGCGCCAACGUUGCCAGAGGAGCGGGGCAGGGGAUGUUACCCCCACGGCGACCCCCACUUUGUUUCUAAAGACCUGAGCACCUACCCUGCUCUUCACUGAAGCAUGAACAUUGGACAUGGCCACCCGCCGCUGCACUCGGAAGCCUUUGCUGGCACCCGGAAUAUCUAGAAUGGUGUGGAAGCAUCUCAUCCUCUUCUUCCUUUGGCUGCCAUCACUUGUUUUGGGUGGAGCCUCCCCCACCUCCUGCCCAGCUGCUUGUUCUUGCAGCAACCAGGCCAGUCGGGUCAUCUGUACACGCCGGGAGCUUGUGGAGGUGCCCGAGAGCAUUUCUAUCAACACGCGGUACCUCAACUUGCAGGAGAACAACAUCCAGGUCAUAAAGACUGACACUUUCAAGCACCUUCGUCAUCUUGAGAUUCUGCAGCUCAGCAAGAACCUCAUCCGUAAGAUUGAGGUUGGAGCCUUCAAUGGCUUGCCCAACCUCAACACAUUGGAGCUCUUUGACAACCGGCUGACCACUGUCCCCACGCAAGCCUUUGAGUACCUCUCCAAGUUACGGGAGCUGUGGCUGAGGAACAACCCUAUUGAAAGCAUCCCUUCUUAUGCCUUCAACCGAGUCCCUUCCUUGCGCCGACUGGACCUUGGAGAGCUCAAGAAGCUGGAAUAUAUCUCGGAGGCAGCUUUUGAAGGCUUGGUCAACUUGCGCUACCUGAACUUGGGAAUGUGCAAUUUAAAGGACAUCCCUAAUUUGACAGCCUUAGUGCGGCUGGAGGAACUGGAGCUGUCUGGGAAUCGCUUGGACAUGAUCCGGCCAGGCUCCUUCCAAGGGCUGACCAGCCUUCGCAAAUUGUGGUUGAUGCAUGCCCAGGUGGCUACCAUUGAACGCAAUGCCUUCGAUGACCUCAAGUCCUUGGAGGAGCUCAACCUCUCUCACAAUAACUUGAUGUCCUUGCCACACGAUCUCUUCACUCCCUUGCACCGCCUGGAGCGUGUCCACCUCAAUCACAACCCUUGGCACUGCAACUGCGAUGUGUUGUGGCUCAGCUGGUGGCUCAAGGAGACAGUGCCCAACAACACCACCUGCUGUGCCCGGUGCCACGCCCCACCAAACCUCAAAGGGCGGUAUAUUGGAGAGCUGGAUCAAAGCCAUUUCACCUGCUAUGCCCCAGUUAUAGUGGAGCCUCCCACUGACCUCAAUGUUACUGAGGGGAUGGCAGCUGAGCUGAAAUGCCGGACAGGGACCUCCAUGACAUCAGUCAACUGGUUGACGCCCAAUGGGACACUGAUGACGCAUGGUUCCUACCGGGUGCGCAUCUCCGUCCUCCAUGAUGGCACACUGAACUUCACUAAUGUGACUGUCCAGGAUACAGGGCAGUACACCUGCAUGGUGACUAAUUCAGCUGGUAACACCACUGCUUCGGCCACACUCAAUGUCUCAGCUGUGGACCCAGCCACCACAGGUUACACCUAUUUCACUACCGUGACUGUGGAGACUAUGGACUCGGUUCCAGACGAAUCUGUUCCUACUAAGAAAGAGCCUGGGCCAACACCAUCACAGGGCUGGGGCAUGACUUACUCCACCACCUCAUUGACCCCACGCAGCACCCGUAGCACCGAGAAGCCGUUCACCAUCCCUAUCACAGAUGUAACAGAAAGUGGCAUGAAGGACCUAGACGAUGUCAUGAAAACCACCAAGAUCAUCAUUGGCUGCUUUGUGGCCAUCACCUUCAUGGCUGCUGUGAUGCUCAUUGUCUUCUAUAAACUCCGCAAGCAGCACCAGCUUCACAAGCACCAUGGGCCCACACGUACCAUUGAGAUCAUCAACGUUGAAGAUGAGCUGCCUGCCACGGCCGGGGGGCCCGGCGACAGCCAUCUGGCUCUUCCUGCCAUCGAGCACGACCACCUCAACCACUAUGCUGCUUUCAAGGCCCACUACAACAACAACAGUGGUGGCGGACCCCUCACCUGCGGUUCCAAGAACCCCAUGCUUAAUUCCAUCCAUGAACCUCUUUUGUUCAAGAGCAGCUCUAAAGAGAAUGUCCAAGAGACACAGAUAUGACGCCCAACAGACCCAGGCAACGGGGAAUACUUGUGUGGUGGGGGGGUGGCAGUGGAUUCGUACAUGGGGGGGGAGUUGAGGAAAAGCUCCUCCCCGACCCCCAACAAAAAAACCCCAGAUCUUUCCACCGCCAUGGCAGAUCUUGGAUGCCAAGCCCCCACCCAAGUGGACACCUUUGGUUCUCACCAAUUUAGCCUUUUAUGUUCUCUUCUUUUUCUUUUGCAGAACAAGAUACUACGCUCUCCCUCUGUCUGAUCUUUUUUUCCCUUCCUUCCUUUCUUUUCUCCCCACCCCCACCCCCCUUGUCUUCUUUUUCUACUGUUCUCCCUUUACAUUGGAGACUUUUUUUAUAUACAGAUCAGGGCUGUUUCUGUAUCCAACUACCUGCUGUAUUACUAAAAAAAAAAGGGAAGAACGAAAGAAAGCAAGAUGACAACAACAGAAUAAGGAAGGAUCACUCUUUGAUUUGUUUUCCUUUUGAGGUCAUGGGAAUAAACUUUAGGAAGAAAAAGAAACCCAAGCAAAAUGGGAGAGGAAAGAAAAAAAUCUUAUUUUGAUCCGCUUUCCAUCAAAAUUCUAUUUUCAUCCAAAUGGGAUAUACAAAAUAAAGAAAUUAAAUAAAGAGACAGAAGGUCAUGGUGGUGCCAGGGUUCCCCCCCCCUUCACCUUUGGAGCACGCGGGAAUGCCAGGCGCACAGGGUUCGGGGGGAUUUUUUAUGACUAGUAUUAUUACUAUGGGAUGGCAGGCAUGGCCGGUGUGCCCCCCAGAGACACAGGGGCGUGGAGGUAUUUUUUAAUUUGUAAU
Messenger RNA from Rhineura floridana, 3088 nucleotides. It is a transcript of the gene LRRC4B, whose product is annotated as leucine rich repeat containing 4B. The record is from RefSeq and is a predicted model, not a curated record. The transcript is spliced from 2 exons. Gene Ontology annotation, cellular component: plasma membrane. Gene Ontology annotation, molecular function: protein binding. NCBI's taxonomy places the organism in Eukaryota, Metazoa, Chordata, Lepidosauria, Squamata, Rhineuridae. The coding region runs from base 340 to 2283 and encodes 647 amino acids.